Lachancea lanzarotensis is the source of this 2682-nucleotide messenger RNA. RefSeq names its product LALA0S01e08306g1_1 (gene CTF4). Gene Ontology annotation, cellular component: nuclear replication fork. Bases 1 to 2682 code for a protein of 893 amino acids. NCBI's taxonomy places the organism in Eukaryota, Fungi, Ascomycota, Saccharomycetes, Saccharomycetales, Saccharomycetaceae. Gene Ontology annotation, biological process: DNA-templated DNA replication; DNA repair; mitotic cell cycle. The transcript has a single exon. Gene Ontology annotation, molecular function: chromatin binding; protein binding. The record is from RefSeq and is a predicted model, not a curated record.
AUGGCAUCCAUGAUCGAUAGGUCGAUUUUCACUUCUGGCGCGAAGACCUCAAUCGAAUGCUCUACCGAUGGGUCUCGUCUUUUCGCAGUCAAUAAAAGCGGAUUGACCAAAAUCUUACAGUUGAACAAACCGGAGGAAGAGCCCGAUGUCCUCGAAACUUGUCGAGACCCUACAUCAAUUGCAAUUUUGUCGAACUCCACUUUUAUAAUGGGGUCUAUGAAAGGUGAUGUCAAUCUGUACAGCUCUCAAGAAUCAGAGAGCAGGCUUUUAUUGAGGUGCGCUCUGCCAGUUCGAGACGUGGCACUUGUACAUAAUGGUAAGACAAUAGCCAUUGGCGGAGAUGAUCUCGAGGUUACACUUUUUUCGCUUUCUGACCAAUCAGAACGAGUUAAGACAACGUUAAAAGUCGAAGACCAGGUGCGCAAACUGUCUUACAACCCGCAAAUGAGCGUUUUGGCGGUUUCCCAAGUCAAUGGGAGUAUCCACUUCUAUUCAUUGACGUCAACAACACCGCGUCACACCCAUAGGCUUGACCAUUGCAUAGCCUCGCACUUUUAUAAUGACGAUUUUCAAGAUGCACUUCUACAGGCUGUCGAUCCUACAGAAGCAGAAGAAGAUUCGGACGAAGUCAAAGAUCCUGAGUAUUGCGACGAAAAUAGGGUAAGUUCUCGGGUUGAAUGGCAUCCACAUGGACUGCAAUACGCCGUUCCGUGCCAAGACAGAUCCAUCAGGAUUUACAAUCUGAAGGAUUACGCUCAAAUUAAAACGCUUACCUAUUCCCAAAUUAAGAGAGAGUUUGUUGAUAUAAGGUAUAGUCCACAAAACGGCUCCUACCUUGCAGCAAUCGACCUUGACAACAGACUAACAGUCUGGGAUACGACUACCGGUGAGGUUCACACCACCCGCGAAAUAAAGCACAAUAUUACGAACCUCAGUUGGGCUCUUCAGUCAAACGAUAGUUUGGACCUUCAUUUCGGUACCUGGAAUGGUGGUAUCAUCAGUAUCAGAAAUGUGGCAGAAAACAUAAAAAAGCCGCCGAUCCUGCAUGAAAAGGACAAACCCUUGGAGAACAAGCUUUUUGUCAAUUCUGAAGAUGAGCAUAGCGAGGCUUCCGAUCAUUAUAACCAAGCCGGUACUACAGAGAAUGGGCGUGACGACAUGGAUGAAUCGCAAGGUUUAUUCACAGACGACGAAGCAAGCGGAACUAAAAGAUUGCAUCUUAAUGACGAGGACGAUUUUAUUGACGAUGAUGAUGGCGCUGGUUAUGUUCUAAAAAAACCAAAGUACCCAGCAUCUGCAACGUACAGACCUUCCUCAUCCAACAAGGAAAUCCGCACACAAAGAUUCCGCUAUCGUCCAUACUCACCAGGAGGCACGCCAUUUGGAACGUCCGAUAGACGCUAUUUGACUAUGAAUAACAUCGGAUACGCCUUUACCGUCAAGACAGGCGAGGGUUCAUCAUCUUCUAGAAGUACCGUUACAACAUCUUUUUUCGACUUGGGGCGCUACAAAGAAUAUCAUUUCGAAGAUCUGUAUGGAUACGACCUCUGUUCUUUGACUGAAGAUGGAGCACUUUUCGCACAAUCCAAAAUUGGACGGCUGCACUACCGCGCUCACAACAACGUUGAGUCUUGGAAUAAGCUUGUUCCCCUGCAAAAUUCCGAAAAAAUCACGUCGGUCGCCGCUACCUCAAAAAAAAUAGUCGUUGGAACAUCACUUGGCUACGUCAGAACUUUCAACUUAUUUGGACUUCCACUUGAGAUUGAGAAAGUAGCCCCUGUAGUUGCAUUGGCUGCCCAAGAUUACAAGGUCUUUGCCGUUCAUUUUUCUCCGCAUCAUGGUAUCACGUAUACCUUAUUCGAACAAAAUGCCCAGACUGGCAGCAAAUACUACAACAGAGAAACAUCUUUGCCAAUCAAGCUUCCAGUAGACCUUGAAAAUGAUGAUGUUGAGGAGCUGAGCGAAACAUUCGCUGCAUUCAGUCCAUUGGGUAUAAAAUCUGUCUUUUUUUCGGCUUAUGGCGACCCAUGUGUAUUCGGAGCAGAUGACGUGCUUCUGGUCCUUUCAAGAUGGAGAUCUGUUGCGCAGAGUAGAUGGAUCCCACUCAUGGACACCAAAUUGGAGCUAUGGAAAAGUUCUAAUGGCAGAGAGGUCAAGGAUCUGCACGUGUGGCCGUUGGGCUUGACUUUUAAUGUGCUCAACCACAUCCUAGUGAAGGGUCAUCACGUAUGGCCUGAUUUUCCUAUGCCGCUACCGUCUGAAAUGGAGGUCAGAGUUCCAAUGCUCAUUAAAAGUGAAAUACAAUUGGGUCGCGAUGCGGAAAACGAACAAGAGUUACAAAUCCCAGUACAGAUGGCCGCUGAAGAGGAGUUUGUGCGUUCCAAGUUCAUGAGUGAGCUAUUGACGGACACUUUAGAGCAUGAGGGUGAAGUUUACGGAAACGAGACCCAGAUUCUAGCGUCCUUAAAUGCAGCCUACGACAAAUCCCUACUGCGACUUUUCGCGACGGCUUGUUCGGAACAAGAUAUUGGGAAAGCUCUCACGUUAGCUCAAGAGCUCAAGCAAGACAAGGCUCUUAAUGCAGCUGUCAAGAUUGCAGAAAGAGCUGAGCUCAUGAACUUGAUGAGGAGGGUCAACGAUAUUCGUGAAGCUCGCUACGAGCAGCAGUUGAAUAACGUCUGA